Messenger RNA from Anguilla anguilla (European eel), 4066 nucleotides. It is a transcript of the gene parp1, whose product is annotated as poly (ADP-ribose) polymerase 1. The record is from RefSeq and is a predicted model, not a curated record. Gene Ontology annotation, molecular function: NAD binding; zinc ion binding; NAD+ poly-ADP-ribosyltransferase activity. The transcript has 23 exons. Bases 139 to 3180 code for a protein of 1013 amino acids. Gene Ontology annotation, cellular component: nucleus. NCBI's taxonomy places the organism in Eukaryota, Metazoa, Chordata, Actinopteri, Anguilliformes, Anguillidae.
UUGGUUACUCUUGUCUGAGUGAAGACUGCGCGGGUAGGCUGUGCACGCGGGUCAUACAUUGUUAUUAAAGAUUGCUUGCAAGUUACUUACGGAAACAUUUCUAACUUCGGUAGCUAGUUGAUUCAAAACUAAACAACAAUGGCAGAUUCACAGGACGACAAGCUUUACAAAGCGGAGUAUGCAAAAAGUGGGCGGGCAUCUUGCAAGAAAUGCAAAGAAAAUAUUGCUAAAGACUCCCUCCGAAUGGCAAUAAUGGUGCAGUCUCCCAUGUUCGACGGUAAAGUUCCACACUGGCAUCACUUCUCCUGCUUCUGGCUGCGGGCAGCUGCGCAGUCACCGGCAGACAUCUCUGGUUUCUCGGACCUCCGCUGGGAGGACCAGGAGAAGGUGAAGAAAGCCAUUGAGAGUGGUGGAGCCACUGGAGGAAAGAGUGGGCAGAAAGGAGGAGCCAAAGGAGAGAAGACUCUGAAUGACUUUGCAGUGGAGUAUGCGAAGUCAAACCGAAGCACCUGCAAGGGCUGCGAACAGAAAAUAGAGAAGGACCAGAUCCGCGUGUCCAAGAAGUCGGUGGACCCGGAGAAGCCGCAGCUGGGCCUGAUCGACCGCUGGUACCACACGGCCUGUUUCGUGAGCCGGCGGGAGGAGCUGGCCUUCCGGCCCGAGUGCAGCGCCGCCCAGCUCAAAGGCUUCGCCGGCCUCAGAGCCGAGGACCAGGACGAGCUGAAGAAGAGGCUGCCCGCCGUCAAGAGCGAAGGAAAGAGGAAGGCAGAGGAAGUUGACGGUGAGGCAGCCAAGAAGCAGAAAAAGGAUGAGAAACAGGAGAAGCAACUUGAAAUGCAGUUGAAGGAGCAGAGCCAGCUGAUCUGGAGCAUCAAGGACAAGCUAAAGAAUUUCUGUUCCACUAACGAUAUGAAAGAGCUGCUCAUCGCUAAUGACCAGGAAGUCCCUUCAGGCGAGUCAAACAUCGUGGACAGUCUAGCAGACUGCAUGGCCUUUGGAGCUCUGAAGCCCUGUGAGGAAUGCCAGGGCCAGGUGGUGUUCAAGAACGAUGCAUACUACUGCAACGGUAACAUCUCCGCCUGGACCAAGUGUGUGUUCAAGACCCAGACACCCAACCGCAAGGACUGGGUUACCCCCAAGGCGUUCCAUGAGGUUCCUUUCCUCAAGAAGUUCAAGUUUAAGCGUCAGGACCGGGUGUUCCCGAAAGUGGAGGCCACGCCCACUCCAAAGACCACAUCAUCAUCUGCCAGCGCCUCCAGUGCCCCUCCCGAACGCACCCCUGACCUCGUGCCAUCAGACAAGCCCCUGACGGGGAUGAAGCUCCUGGCCGUGGGGAAACUGGGGAAGAACAAGGACGAGCUGAAGGCUGCCGUGGAGGAGCUGGGAGGGAAGAUCACCGGGACGGCCAGCAAAGCUUCGGUCUGCAUCAGCUCCAAGAAGGAGGUCGAGAAGCUGAGCAAGAAAAUGGAGGAGGUGAAGGAGGCAGGCGUGCGGGUGGUUUCUGAGGACUUCCUGACUGACAUAAAGUCCUCUGGCAAAGCCCUGCAGGAGCUCAUCUCCCUGCAUGCCAUUUCCCCCUGGGGGGCGGAGGUCAAACUGGAAACCCCCGCCCCCACCACAGCCUCCAAGUCCAGCGGAGCCAAUGCUGGGAAGAGCACAGGCAGAGUCAAGGAGGAGGAAGGUGGUGCCAAAGCCAAGAAGAUGAAGCUAACUGUUAAAGGAGGGGCUGCAGUGGACCCAGAUUCAGGACUGGAAAACUGCGCUCAUGUCCUGGAUCAGAAUGGUAAGAUCUUCAGUGCCACCCUGGGGCUGGUGGACAUUGUCAGAGGUACCAACUCCUACUACAAACUGCAGCUGCUGGAGGAUGACGUGCAGAAGCGGUAUUGGGUAUUCAGGUCCUGGGGUCGGGUUGGCACCACCAUUGGAGGAAAUAAGCUAGACAAGUUCUAUGACAAGAAUUCCGCCAUGGACAACUUCUGCAACCUCUAUAUGGAGAAGACUGGGAACUUAUGGACCUCCACAAACUUCACCAAAUACCCCAACAAGUUUUACCCACUGGAGAUAGACUAUGGACAGGAUGAGGAAGCUGUAAAGAAGCUGACGGCCAGUGCAGGUACAAAGUCCCAGCUCCAGAAACCCGUGCAGGAGCUCAUCCGGAUGAUCUUCGAUGUGGAGAGCAUGAAGAAAGCCAUGGUGGAGUUUGAGAUUGAUCUGCAGAAGAUGCCCUUGGGAAAGCUGAGCAAGAGACAGAUCCAGAGUGCGUACUCCAUUCUGAGUGAGGUGCAGCAGGCAGUGUCUGAAAAUGCUUCUGAGUCCCAAAUCCUGGACCUCUCCAACCGCUUCUACACACUGAUACCUCACGACUUUGGGAUGAAAAAACCGCCUCUUCUGAGUGACCUGGACUACAUUCAGGCCAAAGUCCAGAUGUUGGACAACCUUCUGGAUAUUGAGGUGGCCUACAGUCUUCUCAGAGGUGGAGCAGAAGACAAUGAGAAGGACCCCAUUGACAUCAACUAUGAGAAACUCAAGACCAAGAUCGAAGUUGUUGACAAAACGUGUGAGGAAGCCCAGAUUAUUCUUCAAUACGUCAAAAACACGCACGCUGCUACCCACAAUACCUACACACUUGAAGUUGAAGAGGUCUUCAAGGUGAAGAGGGAAGGGGAGUACCAGCGUUACCGUCCUUUCCAGGACCUGCCCAACCGGCAGCUAUUGUGGCACGGCUCCCGCGCGACCAACUAUGCUGGUAUCCUGUCUCAGGGACUGCGUAUUGCACCCCCCGAGGCCCCUGUGACUGGUUACAUGUUUGGCAAAGGUGUGUACUUUGCUGACAUGGUAUCGAAGAGCGCCAACUACUGCCACACCUCCCAGUCUGACCCCGUGGGCCUCAUUCUGCUGGGAGAGGUCGCCCUCGGCAACAUGCAUGAACUGAAGAAGGCAUCACAUAUCACAAAAUUACCUAAGGGUAAACACAGUGUGAAAGGUUUGGGUAGAACUGCUCCAGACCCCAGUGCCACAGUCAGUUUAGAUGGGGUACAGGUGCCCCUGGGUAAAUGCAUCAACACCAAUAUUGAAGACACAAGCCUCCUCUACAAUGAGUAUAUUGUGUACGAUGUGGCACAAGUGAACCUGAAAUACCUGUUGAAGAUCAAGUUCAACUACCAGACAUCCCUCUGGUGAAGUCAUCGCUGAAGACUCAAGCCGGCCAGCCAGCACCAUUGCCCUGCCAGGGCCUUCAAGUCCCAUCCCACAAGGCAGACAUCCAUGAUCAAGGAGCCAAUGAUGUCCAAGACCCAACCAUUUUGUUUUUGUUUUGGCAGUUUGAAAUCUCAACUAUUCAGAGCAUAUUACCAUAGAUAAUGGCUUGGAAUAGAAUCUGUUCACGGGCAAGAUUUGUACUUCUCAUUUGUUCAGUUUGCGCUUGGAAAAUAUAGUUAACCUUGAUUUACAACUAUAUAUAGAAUACGUCCGAGUGCACCUUUAUAGGGUGGUUUAGUUUAGAUAUCUGUCAAGAGCGAGAACUAGAAUCUCUUUGAAGGCUUACCUUGGGUAACAAUCCAUUUUAAAAAGUUACAUUUAUCACGUUCCUGUACCAAUAGGCCUAGGUAGGUAGCAGUAUUCUCAGAUAUGAUUCUCUCAAUGUGCAAUGGUGUCCAAGGUCUGUGGGAAUAUUGCAUAUUGUCAUAAAGAAGGGAUUUAACACCCUUUAAUGGUUUGGUGGGUGAAAUUAGUACAUACAGUGCAAUUGUAUUUUUGCUCCUGCCAAUUGUUGGAAAAUGACAGUUGACAAAAAAGAAGUAACCUAGGAUUAACAGGAAGCAAAGUUUCUGUGGUAUUAAUCUGUGCAUUCAGGAAAGGGUAUUCAUUUAAUGAACAGAUUCAGUUUCUACUGAAAUUGACAGUAGCUGACCAUUAUUACUGUAGUAUAUCUAGUAUAAGUGUUAGCAGAACCACGUUCAUAAUAAAAGUGCAUACAGGGUUGCGCUUGUAUUUGUUUUGUUAUAUUUGUUUUCUUUGCCACAAAGACUGAAACGGUGAUAUAAUUAAAAUGUUUCUGUCUACUGCA